Bradysia coprophila is the source of this 1637-nucleotide messenger RNA. RefSeq lists its product as uncharacterized. Lineage: Eukaryota; Metazoa; Arthropoda; Insecta; Diptera; Sciaridae. Gene Ontology annotation, biological process: septate junction assembly. Gene Ontology annotation, cellular component: plasma membrane. The record is from RefSeq and is a predicted model, not a curated record.
UUACAAAAACGUUCGCAAACGGUUCAAACGUGUGUACACGUUGUACUUAUUUUGAUAUAACGUUCCAGUCGUCGCUAAACUCUGUGACUUUGUUUAUUUUUGUUCUUCGAUUGAAAUACAGUCUCUCGAAAGCGAUCGUGUGUGCGUAACGUAACCACCGUAUUUACGUUUCGGAAUUUUUGGUGGUUUUUCGGUUUUGUUUUUGUUAUUCUUUGUGUCCAUUGGCAGUGGAUUUAAAUCGAACACAAUUCUAUACCAGCAGCGGAGAGUACGAGAGUGUUUUUACUAUAGUAAAAUAGAAAGAAAGACAGUCAUCCAUCAUUUAACAACAAACUAUAAACCGUACACGAAGCGACAGAUCGUUAAUUCAAUUCUAAAUUCGAAGUAGAAAAAGGCAAACGAUUCAACAGUUACACAAUGAACAUAGAAAUAUCGCAACUGAAAAUGUCUGACGAUCAGGCCGAUGCAUCGGGAAAGUAUGGAAUGGAUGGAAGAAGACCACAGGGUGCAGCUAAAUACUGGCCAGCGAUAUUCAAGUCGAUCGAAUUGCUCAUUUGCAUCCUAUGCAUUGGUCUAAUCGAUGAGCCUGCUACCAACUCCCGUAUACGAGUAUUCGUAUCACAACGCACAGUUGCAUUGGCCUAUUCAACAUUUGCCAGUUACCUGAUCAUAUCGGCGGCUUAUCUGUUCGGAAAAUUGGUCAAAGAUCACUGGCCAUGGAAGACAACAGCGGCUUUAUCGUUGAUCGGUUUCAUUUUGUAUGCCGCAUGUGCAGCUACCCUGUUAAAGGAUUGGGUUGAGACAAAGGAACGGAAUUAUUGGCCACCGAAUACACAGAGACAUAGAAGCUGUAGAUUACUUUAUCCGAAAGUGCAUAACAGUUCAAACAUGUUGGACUUGGUCUGUGCAACAGGAUUCAUAUGCGUCAUCGGAGCGAUUGUGUUUUUAAUCGAAUUGAUUGCAGUUGCACGAUCUGGUUCGCGUGGCGAUUUGGGCGAUUAGAUUUUAAAGAGGGAAUGGAUCAAUGUGGGAGCUGAUUUAAUCGAACCACACGACAAAAGACAAAGCUAAUAAAAGUUCACAUUUCUUAAAGAUUCUUUACACCAAAAUAUAAAAUUGUUGAUUUAUAAUCGGAGAGCGUUAAAUGUUAAGUUCAAAGUUUGUUUUUUAAGAAAGAAAAUUGUUAGUUUAAGGGCCACAUCAUUUACAAAUAACUAAUCCGUCCAAAUGUUAUAUGACAAAAUUAGUUAAAUAUUGGAACGACAUUCAUUUACCAACACUAAUACGGUGCAGUCGAUCAAUACGAUGAGAAUUCACUUAAAAUAUUCAUAUCAAUCACAUUAGCAAAUUUAAUUUAAUUCUUUUUUUGGUUUGUUGAAACCAUUUCUUCAAUUAAAAAUUACAAAUUGGAUCUGAGUCACAUUCGAAACAUUCCUCACCACCUACACUGUUCGUAGACCGUUCAAUUAUUCAUUCACAUUAUUUUCUUCGAUCAUUCCUUGGAUAAGUAAACACAAAACUUUUUUUUAUUUCUAUUUUAAUGUUAAGAACGGGCCAUUUUCAAUCAGGCGAUUUUUAAUGUAUAAAAAUGAGAAAAGAGAAAAUUUAUUGAAAAUAAAAAUUUUAAGUACAAAUAA